AUGCCUAUAGUCAAAUCUCUGGAACAAUAUUUCUUCGAAAGAAACUUACCGGUAACACUACCAGUGGAAACGCUCAAAAACUCUAGAUUGGGUAUUGAUGUCAACCACUACCUUUCUAGGCUGUUGGGAUCCAAAAGAGAACUGAACAUUGAUGCUAUUGGUGGGUUUCCAAACUCUUUGAAAACCUACAUUAGAUCCGAUGUCCAAUUGUUUAGGGAGUUAAAUAUUACACCAAUAUUUGUCUUCAGUGGUAAUGAUAUUGUGGAUCAAUACGACUUGAAAAACUCUAAGGAGAAUUCAUCAGCUGAAACUUUCAGAGAGAGAGCAUGGAACCAUUAUGGUUCUUACCAGUCUAAAAACCAAACCUCAAUUCCUUUCACCCCACAUGACACUUUUAGAGACUACAAUGCACCAUUUACAUUUGAAGCAAUUACUAGAGAUUUGAUUGACUAUUUUAAUGACUUGGGUCUUGAGUAUUUUGUCGCUCCAUACCUGUCCUGGGCUCAAUUAUCAUACUUCUAUGAAACUGAAUAUAUUGAUGCUAUCUAUGGUCCAACUGAAUGCGUACUCUUACCAAAUGUUGAUAAGUAUAUCUUUGCAUUCGAAUUUCCAGAAAAAGUAUUUCGUUUCGUUGAAAAACGCAGGCUUUUAAAUGAAUUUCAAAUCGGUCCUCAACAAUUACUGGAAAUCGCUGUAUCUGUUGGAUGUGACUUACAGCCUGUCACAUUGCCAAUUUAUAAUGGGUACCCACAACAACAAUUAUUCCAUAUUGGUCUCUCAAUUAUUAAUGGUGGUGGUAAUAUUUAUUCAAAUAUUUCAGCAUUAAACAAUGAAGAUGUCAAGACCAGAUUUCAGAAAGGUGUUUUAGCUCUACAAUACUUACCGGUAUUGAAACAAAAUGGAAGAGUUGAAUUAUCACAUUAUGAUGAACAUAUAGAACCUCCAAAUCCUGACACUCUACCACCAUCUGAUAUACAUGAUAUUAUUGGUCAAAGGUUACCUCAUGAAUACUUUUUUUAUGAAUCCUUAGGUUUAAUAAAUCCAAAGAUCUUGGAGUCUGUCGUUUAUGGUACUUAUUUUGAAAAUCAACCAAUAGAUGGGGGUAUUCCAUCUCAGUACAAAUCGUUGGUUAGCUCAACAGUCAAUGCGUUCAAAAACAAAGAACUCAAUUUGUUGACACAAUCUAUCAAUAGAUAUUAUCAAGUGAAGAAAAUUCAUUUUGUCAAAUAUUUCGAUAAAGAUGAUGUUGAACUUGACAACAAGAUGUAUCCACCAAUGUCAACUACUAUUGAUGGAAUUGUCAUCAAGUCUGAUACUGAAACAUUCAAUUUCUCUUCAUUUUUGAACUCGUUAGAAGAGGAUGAUUUACUUGGUAAAAAGAUCAUAGGUGAAUAUGGUGUUUCUCAAGAAGCUGACAGAUUGAAAACUGAUUAUGAAAUUAUAGCUACAUCUACUUUAAGAACUUUGAGCUUGUUAGGUUUAAUUGACUUUAAAAAUGGUAAACUAGUUCCAAACAAAUGGUCUAAAUCUUUAUUCGCCAUCAAAAAUUUUGAUCCGAUCCAUCAAGAAAAACUAUUGACAUUAUUGAUCUUCAUCAAAUUAAAUGCCUUCCAAAUUACAGAACCAUUUACACCAUCUUUGAUCGGUAAUUCAACAACCACAGAUCCGAAAAAUAGUCGAACAGUUCUAUUAUUUGCAAGAUUAGCUACAUUUCUCCAAGUGGAACAGAAACAAACACAAUAUAUAGGGCCUAUUUCCAGAAAUAUAUUAGCUUUCAGAUCGUCAAUUGAUUUAGUCAAAAAUAAUAUUAGAGAAUUGUUAGAAUGUGUAUUAGUCAACUCGUUAGCAAAUAAUGAAGUUUCAAAAUUGGAUAAAACAAAUUCACAAUGGAGGAAAUUAGUGUCUCAAAUUCCAUAUAAAGAAGGAACACCAAAUACUAUCUUGGGGAUUGUGUUCCAGGCAGUCUUUGAUAUCUAUUUUCAACAAGAUGGUGAUUUGGCAAGAGCCAAACUUGAAGUUUUCGAAGCGUUUAGAGGCCAACAUAACUCGAUUUCAAAUCUUGAAGAAGAUCUCUCUAAAGGCUUCAAAUUCAUUAAGCAAGCUUUCAAUUUGGUUGAAGUUUUGCAUGAAGAUAACUUAAUCAACUCUGAAGUCUUUGCAGAUUUUGAAAGAGUCAACAAAAUCACUGUUGAAGCUUUAAAAAAAUAA
Messenger RNA from Hansenula ciferrii, 2208 nucleotides. RefSeq names its product Mkt1p (gene MKT1). Bases 1 to 2208 code for a protein of 735 amino acids. Gene Ontology annotation, biological process: DNA recombination; mismatch repair; DNA double-strand break processing. Gene Ontology annotation, cellular component: nucleus. NCBI's taxonomy places the organism in Eukaryota, Fungi, Ascomycota, Saccharomycetes, Phaffomycetales, Wickerhamomycetaceae. The record is from RefSeq and is a predicted model, not a curated record. Gene Ontology annotation, molecular function: 5'-3' DNA exonuclease activity; 5'-flap endonuclease activity. The transcript has a single exon.